This is a messenger RNA of Penaeus monodon (black tiger shrimp), 505 nucleotides long. Its product is annotated as lectin BRA-2-like. The transcript has 2 exons. The coding region runs from base 159 to 425 and encodes 88 amino acids. NCBI's taxonomy places the organism in Eukaryota, Metazoa, Arthropoda, Malacostraca, Decapoda, Penaeidae. The record is from RefSeq and is a predicted model, not a curated record.
UCACUCCCCCCACGACAGAGGCGAAAUGCGACCCCCCCUACUUCGCCGCCGGCAGCGAGUGCUUCUACGUCAACAACCACAAGCGUCUGACGUGGGUGGAGGCGCAGAACUUCUGUCGGGGCCUCGGGGGCGACUUGGCCGAGCCCGACAGAGUGAACAUGCUGAGGGCGGUUCUGCUGCAGAAGUAUCCCGAGGACGAGAACCAGUUCUUCUGGGUCGGGGCAUCCAUGAACGGCACCGGCAAGACGUGGAAGUGGGUCUCAGGCCGCAACGUGACCCGAGGAGACUGGGCGGCCGACCAGCCCGACGGAGGCAACGAGAACUGCGUGGUCCUGAGUCGAGACGAGUUCCCCACCCUGCAUGACUCGCCUUGCUACACCCAGACCAUGUUCAUCUGCGAAAAAAUUGUCAUCACGACUAAUUAGGGAGGUGUGAUAGGGGGAGGGGGGAAGAGAGGAGAGAGAGAGAGAGAGAGAGAGAGAGAGAGAGAGGAGAGUGAGAGAGA